GCCACCGGCCGGUCUUUCCUCCUCCUCCUUCCUCUUGUCAGUUCCGGUGUCCUCUCUGUUCUUGGCAGGCGGUGACUGGGUGAGAAUGUUGGCUCCACGAGUGCUUAACCUGCUUGGGAGGAGGGCUCUCACCACCUCCGCCUGUCUCCAAGGACACGGGGACACUGGAGCAUACAGACAAUGGGGGAGUAUUGCAAUUCCUGAAUACACCCUUCCCAAGUACAACGACCAUCGCGCCGUCCCUCUCCCGGAAGUUUCCUAUGUAGACCACCUGUCACCGGAGCAGAAGUCACUGAAAGAGAAGGAGAAAGGAGCAUGGGCAUCUCUCAGCGCUAAUGAGAAGGUGGAUUUGUACUACAUCAAAUUCCACGAGACCUAUGCUGACAUGAACAAGGGAUCAAAUGAAUGGAAGACUGUUCUUGGCGGCACAUUGCUCUUCAUCGGUUUCACUGCCUUCAUUUUCAUGUGGCAGAGAAAAUACGUGUUCGGAGAAAUCCCCCACACUCUAUCUAACGAUUGGGUGGCCAUGCAGACCAAGAGGAUGCUGGACAUGAGAGCCGGGCCCAUUGAAGGACUCUCAUCCAAGUGGGACUUUGAGAACAACCAGUGGAAGAAAUAAGAUGUCCGCCACCGUUUCACUCCAGUUCUGCAGACAAGAACCUCCUUAAUGGUCCAUUCACAACAAUACCUCAUUGCUUAAUUACUGGAAUGUUUCCGCCCUCACCAUCUUACCAAUAAAGUGCUGGUUUACUUGAA
Molecule: messenger RNA, 756 nt
Organism: Pseudophryne corroboree (corroboree frog)
Lineage: Eukaryota; Metazoa; Chordata; Amphibia; Anura; Myobatrachidae
Product: cytochrome c oxidase subunit 4 isoform 1, mitochondrial
Exons: 6
Coding region: 86-619 (177 amino acids)
Biological process (GO): mitochondrial electron transport, cytochrome c to oxygen
Source: RefSeq, a predicted model, not a curated record